AUGGCGCCGGAUCGUUUGCGUAGCAAAGUAGUUUCUGCCUUUAAACUGCGGGGCUAUCUGCUCCGAGGUGAAGCCACUAAAUACCUUUCAGAAGCUCUUGAGCUUGUCCCUGAUUUAGAGCUUGAUGAUACAUUGGAAAAUGUCAUUGAUGCUGUUGAAAAGCAACCUUUGUCAUCAAAUAUGAUUGAACGAUCUAUAGUGGAAGCAGCAGUUCAUGAAUGCAGUCAGUCAGUAGAUGAAACUGUAGAACAUAUUCUGAAUAUAAUUGGAGCAUUUGAUAUUCCACACUUUGUGUACAAUCUGGAAAGAAAGAAAUUUUUACCACUCUCAAUGAUCAGUCACCCUUUACCAAAUUUAUUUGGGAAAGCAAGAGACAAAGCAGAAGUAUUUCGUGAACGUUAUACCAUUUUACAGCAAAGAACCCAAAGACAUGAAUUGUUUACUCCUCUAGCAACAGGUGCUCAUCCUGAUGAAAGCAGAAGCAAAUUCCAGCUUAAAACAAUAGAAACCUUAUUGGGCAGCACAGCCAAAAUUGGAGAAGUGAUUGUUCUUGGGAUGAUAACCCAAAUGAAAGAGGGGAAAUAUUUCUUGGAAGAUCCUACAGGAACAGUGCAACUGAAUCUUAGUAAAGCACAGUUUCAUAGUGGUUUAUAUACAGAGUCAUGCUUUGUCUUAGCAGAAGGUUGGUUUGAAGAUCAGGUUUUUCAUGUUAAUGCCUUUGGAUUUCCUCCCAUUGAACCUUCUAGCACAACUAGGGCAUACUAUGGAAAUGUAAAUUUUUUUGGUGGACCAACUUCUACAUCUGUAAAAGCAUCUGUAAAACUAAAACAGUUGGAAGAAGAAAAUGAAGACACUAUGUUUGUAUUGGUGUCUGAUGUUUGGUUGGACCAAGCAGAAGUAUUAGAAAAACUUCACAUUAUGUUUUCUGGUUAUUCUGCUGCUCCUCCAACCUGUUUCAUCUUUUGUGGAAAUUUUUCAUCUGCGCCAUAUGGGAAAAAUCAUGUUCAGUCAUUGAAAGAUUCCUUGAAGGCUCUUGCAGACAUAAUAUGUGAAUACCCUAAUAUUCACCAAAGCAGCCGUUUUUUAUUUGUACCUGGGCCAGAGGAUCCUGGGCCUGGUUCUAUUUUACCAAGGCCACCACUUGCUAAAAACAUCACAAAUGACUUUAGACAACGGGUACCAUUCUCAGUUUUCACUACUAAUCCCUGCAGAAUUCAGUAUUGCACACAAGAAAUCAUUAUUUUUCGAGAAGACCUGGUGAAUAAAAUGUGCAGAAAUUGUGUCCGUUUUCCAAGCAACAGUCUGGACAUUCCUCAUCAUUUUGUAAAGACUCUCUUAUCACAAGGACAUCUGACUCCUUUACCACUUUACGUCUGUCCAGUGUAUUGGGCAUAUGAUCAUACUUUGAGAGUUUAUCCUGUACCUGAUCUACUUAUCAUCGCAGACAAAUAUGAUCCUUUUACUAUUACCAAUACAGAUUGUCUUUGCAUAAACCCUGGCUCUUUUCCAAGAAGUGGAUUUUCAUUCAAGGUUUUCUAUCCUUCUAAUAAGACAGUAGAAGACAGCAAACUUUAAGACUUCUGAGAUUCUCCUAGAAAGAAACCAAACUUUACUUGGAACUCUGCUUAAUUCAAAGUGCUAUAUUAUUUUUAUUUAAAAUGCAGCAAAAAUUAUGUUAACCUUUAGGAGGAAAUUUUGUAGGAGAAUAAUUUUCAACAUGUUCUAAGCCAAUAAUUCAAUAAACAUUAAGGGUGUACUAUGUGCUGGGCUUUGUACUAAGUGUGCCCUCAAAAAGCUUUCAAUCUAAUGAAGGAAGAAAACAAGAGGCUGAACAGGAUAAGGAGACUAUUGAAACCAAGUAGAACAGCUGAUGGAAAAAUGGAGAAUUGUUCUGAAAGUUCUCAGCUUGUUCCAUCCUCCAGCCCUAUAAUCAAAGGGAGAAGCUGAAGGUGUUAAGUAUCAAAAACUGAAUCAAUCAGCAUAGUAUUGAGAUUUCACAUCAUCAGUUUAUCAAGGAGGAAUGAUGGUCCUGGAGUAGAAACCAAAUACAACUGCUGAUGGAAAACAUUCUAUUAAAAUAUUUGCCAUCGUUUAAUGUUUCUCUACUCAUUAUUACAAUCCCAUUUUAAUAACCUAAUUAUCUCUACAUUAUCCAUACCAAUAUACUCAUUUUUAGAUGUACAUCAUUAUCAAGUCAGCUUUUUAUCUGACUUUUAUAAAAAAAAUGAAAUAAAGCAUUUUAUUUUAAUUAAAA
Molecule: messenger RNA, 2254 nt
Organism: Gracilinanus agilis (Agile Gracile Mouse Opossum)
Lineage: Eukaryota; Metazoa; Chordata; Mammalia; Didelphimorphia; Didelphidae
Gene: POLE2
Product: DNA polymerase epsilon 2, accessory subunit
Exons: 19
Coding region: 1-1575 (524 amino acids)
Biological process (GO): error-prone translesion synthesis; DNA-templated DNA replication
Cellular component (GO): epsilon DNA polymerase complex
Molecular function (GO): DNA binding
Source: RefSeq, a predicted model, not a curated record